Laccaria bicolor S238N-H82 is the source of this 1689-nucleotide messenger RNA. RefSeq lists its product as uncharacterized. Gene Ontology annotation, biological process: protein phosphorylation. Bases 1 to 1689 code for a protein of 562 amino acids. Gene Ontology annotation, molecular function: protein kinase activity; ATP binding. The transcript is spliced from 5 exons. Lineage: Eukaryota; Fungi; Basidiomycota; Agaricomycetes; Agaricales; Hydnangiaceae. The record is from RefSeq and is a predicted model, not a curated record.
AUGUCCAACCUGCAUGAUUUUUUGGUGGAACAUGCGAUGUUCCCAUUCCCUCAACCCAACGAAGGCACAUCUGCCGACGCCACUGACAUAUCUCUAGUUGAAGUCCCAUUGCUCGAGAGGGAAUGGAAAGCCAACCAUGUUGUGCGAGACCAUACCCUUGUUCAGAAACUUUGCAGUACUCUGGAGAACAUCCUUGGAGAUACCACUUUAGGAGCGGAUGCCGAAAAUGACCUCUUAUCGCGGUUUUCACCUAAGAUACAGUUCAAUAGGCAUGGUCAAGAAAAACCAGAUUGGACUGGGAAUGCAAGUGAAAGCCACAGUUGGGUUUUGUUCGCCAAAGGCGUACUCGAAGCUUUAGGCGACUGCUUGUGUGAAUAUGGUGGGUACAACCUCCUGACAGAAACAGAGCAAGUUGCGUUCAGAGGGAGCUCCAGGAUUGACUACGUUUUGAGUGUGGAUGGCAAGGACGGGGGUCUCCUUCAGGUGAAAUCCCCAUCGGUGAUGAAUAAUGUUCGCGGGCUGUUACCGCAGAAUGGUAUCGAGCUGACGUGGGCUCGUGGUCAGACGCUGGCGCCGAAGGUGCUUACAAAGGCUGCAUUGAUUCUGGGUUUAAGACAGAUGGAAUGGCUGUUUAUUACCUGCCAUAAUUACUGGGUUGUGUGCCGCCUUGUGAGGGACGAUCACCACCCUUUCCUUGCCUACUCGCCAAUGAUCAGUAUCGAUCACUCGUCAGUGCCCUUUCGAGCACUCCUUGGCGCCAUCAUGUCCGUCGUCAGGAAUGUUCCUGUCGAGCCUAAUGAAUUCAAUCCCAAUAUGGAACUCGAUACUCUUUUUGAACAACAAGACGAGGGUCCUUCACCGACAGAUGACAUCGACGAUGGUUCACCGAAUUCAGCUAGUUCAGGGGAAGAAAUAGCGAAUGAUUCUUCGAAUACCCGUAAUACUCACCGCACUGGCCAUAGGACGGCUGAGUCCCGGCUAAUGAUCACCUCGUCUUCUCAACAUUCCCCUGAAUUCUCCCAAGUUUGGAUACAUCUCCGCCCCUUCUCGAACAAUACACUCCCCCUUCCGCAGUGCGCCAAGAUUGGGAACCGGCGCCUGUGGUUGACCUGCUUUGUAGGGUCUGGGUCAACUGGCAAUGUCUGGAAGUGUCGCUUCGAUGGCAGCGGUGACUUUUUUGCCGUCAAGGUUGUCGAGGUGCUACGCCCUGCUGACGCGGACAAGCGACAACGGCUCCGUGAUGAGUUUAACAUCUACCUUGCCUUGGAGCAGGCAUAUCAAUCUCGUCAACUACAUCAUCGUAUCGCUCCUCGGUGCUAUGGUGCAUUCGAAGGCAACGGCGUGGCCGUUCUCGUUCUUGAUUUGUGUGACGGCGUUCUUAAUGAAUGGGGUGCGCUUAGCGAUUCUGAGCGGUCUCAAGUGUAUAAGUUGGCGCGGGACCUUCAUCGUCUUGGGAUAAGUCAUGGAGACCUCGAGCCCCAGAACAUUGCGCGCACUCGUGAAGGAGGGUUCUGCCUUAUUGACUUUUCGGAGGGCGGGAGGCACACUUGCAAGGGGAGCAAGGUACAUGGCCACUUCACUCAUUUGAUUGAUAUCAGGCAGCCUCAUCUCAAAAACAGAUGUGUGAUGAACUGCGAGGAUUGCGAAGCUGCUUGUGGAACGAAAGUCCGUCCGAGAUGUAGACACUAG